This is a messenger RNA of Cordyceps militaris CM01, 1116 nucleotides long. RefSeq names its product CCCH finger DNA binding protein, putative. Gene Ontology annotation, molecular function: metal ion binding; mRNA binding. Gene Ontology annotation, cellular component: cytosol. The coding region runs from base 1 to 1116 and encodes 371 amino acids. The record is from RefSeq and is a predicted model, not a curated record. Lineage: Eukaryota; Fungi; Ascomycota; Sordariomycetes; Hypocreales; Cordycipitaceae. Gene Ontology annotation, biological process: cytoplasmic translation. The transcript has 2 exons.
AUGGCGAAGAAGGAAAAGCAAGCCGUCGCCAAGACCAAGGUUGCGGCCUCCAAGGUUGUGGAGGAUCGUACCUUUGGCAUGAAGAACAAAAAGGGCGCCUCGGCGCAAAAACACAUUGCCCAGAUGACGAGCAACCUCAAGGGCAGCGGGACCGUCGAGCAAAAGAGGAAGGAGGCCGAAAAGGAGCAGCGCGAGAAGGAGAAAAAGGCCGCUGAGGACGCCAAGAGGGAGACGGCCCUCCUCCUCGCUCGUCCCGCGCAGAUUCAAAAGGUUCCAUUUGGCGUGGACCCCAAGACAGUGGUCUGCAUCUUUUGGAGAAAGGGCGACUGUGAAAAAGGCAAAAAGUGCAAGUUUGCGCACGACCUAUCGGUGGAGCGUAGGACGGAGAAGAAGAACCUGUACACGGACGUGCGAGAAGGCGACGAAGAAAAGAAGAAGCAAGAGACGUCGGCGGACUGGGACGAGGAGAAGCUGCGGUCCGUCGUCUUGUCUAAAAAGGGCAACCAAAAGACGACCACGGACAAGGUGUGCAAGUUCUUUGUGUCUGCCAUUGAGGAUGGAAAAUACGGCUGGUUUUGGAUCUGUCCCAACGGUGCCGAUAAAUGCAUGUACAAGCAUGCCCUACCUCCCGGUUUUGUUCUCAAGACCAAGGAGCAGAGAGCGGCUGAAAAGGCUCUCCUGGACAAGUCUCCCCUCAAGACCCUCACUCUGGAAGACUUCCUCGAGUCCGAACGUCACAAGCUCACCGGCACCCUCACGCCCGUCACGCCUGAAACCUUUGCCAAGUGGAAGCAAAGUCGCUUGGACCAAAAGGCCGCCGAAGAGCAGCUGCGCAAGGCCAAGGACAAUACCGGCAGGGCCCUGUUCGAGAGCGGCAAGUGGACCGGCGAGGACGAAUCCGACGACGAGGAAGACGACGACGUGUUUAACCUGCAGAAGCUCCGCCGCGAGACGGAAGCCAUACAGAUUCGAAAGGAGGAGGAGCGCUUGGCUCUGCAACAUGGAUACGAACUCCCUCCCGUGGCGGGCCAGUCUGUCGAGGACGUCGUGGGCGAUGGCAGCGAUGCUGGCGAGAAGACGGCGGAGUCGACCAAUGGCGAAGCCGCUGCGUCAUGA